Messenger RNA from Rubroshorea leprosula, 821 nucleotides. Lineage: Eukaryota; Viridiplantae; Streptophyta; Magnoliopsida; Malvales; Dipterocarpaceae. The record is from the annotation of a GenBank genome assembly.
CAUUACACCUUUAAAUCCUGAAGGUGACUACCUUGCCAUACUAUCUGUCCAGAUGGAACCAUUGUGAUUGCUGCCCCCGAUAAAGAUCAGACCAAGCAUGACGUUUUCUUGGCCUCCCUACCUACCUUAUUGAGGUUCUCAAAUUGGUAAUGGAGAAUGAAAGCGUCAGUGAGGAAGGUGCUGAAGAUUGUCGGUUUCGGCGAUGUCCCUUGCAGGCGGCAGCUCUAUUUUUAGUAAGAAGCAACACAACCACAGACAUUGGGUAGCUUCAUCUUCUUAGGUUCUUCUAAAACCCUUUCUUCAACAGAUUUUUCAUAUUCUCUUAUACAGAAUAUGAAAAAGCUGGUAUCUUUUUCAUGUUCAGAAUGCAGUGUUGUCUUGAUCUUCAUGUUUAUCUCUGUGUAUUCAAGUAUUGUACAGACAGAAGGAUUUGAGUCUUUCCUACAGCUCCCGAAUAAUGGGUCAUGGAGAACCCGAUCCAGAUACAAAAGGGUCCUCUUUGUUGGUGAUUUUGGUGCCAGAGGAGAUGGUCUCAGCGAUGACACGGAGGUACUAGAUUGUGGCUCCUGCCGUUGUGGUUCAUUGCUUGAGGCCUUUUCUUUUUUCUUUCAUAUUCCAGUUAAAGGAAUGAGUAAUUGUUUAGUGAACGCGUAUUAUUUUUUGUUUAAUAAUGUGAGUAUGCCUUUGAAUUUUUAGAAUCUGUUUCUGGAAAACUGUUUAGUUGAUGAAUUAUGCAAAUCUUAGAUAUUCAGGCACAUAUUGUAAAGCUUAAGGGAAUUGAUGUAAAUGCAAUCUACUAAGAAUAAGACUUUGGAAAGUUG